AUCAGCCAUUGUUUCCAAAGGUGGAAAAUAAACGGCAAAAUAACAAAAUUGGAAAAACAAACUCCAAAGUUACUCUGCUUUCCUCCCUCCCCUCCACCGGCACCCAGUCGGACGGUCGCCGUCUCAUAAGCUAACCAAAACCUGCAGACGCAGAGAUGCUGUUGCUAUGUAGUUUCACGACUUUCUCGCACUGUAAAACUGUCGUUGAUUCGAAAGCCGAUAAGUGAGAAUCUCGAGCCGAGCUUUGUGUUUUACAGUAGUUCACAAUUCCAUUUCCUUCGGAGGCUCUUAAAGCUGCAUUUGGAUCUGGUUUGGAUGGGUAUACUCCUUUUUAGAUGAGUUCAAAAUUCCCAGCUACCAAUGGGCAACAAGUUGCAUAUAAACCCAGGGUCAAGGCAGAUUUCAUUUUCGAAUGACUAUGAGAUGUUCAGGUAUAAGUUUAGCUGCCCACCUUUAAGCGUUACAUGCAGUUCAGUAGUUUUAUUUGUUUAUUUUGCAGUUCACUGUUAAAGCAAUCAAAAUUGGAGUUCUCAAGUUGACAUUAGGCUAAGAUUUAUCCAAGAAAUAUUUCAAUUGUGUAGAAGGGGACCUAAUAAAAGUUCAAUUGGUUGGGGCAUUCCGAGAAUCGAACUCGGGACCUCUCGCACCCGAAGCGAGAAUCAUACCACUAGACCAAAUACCCAACGUCCUAUGUAGGCUAUGUUUAAUUUGUACUUAAAACCAUGCAUUUGAAUCUGAACAAAACAUAGGGGCAUUCCGAGAAUCGAACUCGGGACCUCUCGCACCCAAAGCGAGAAUCAUACCACUAGACCAAAUGCCCUAUAUUUGAUAUAUACUGUGUAAUCGCUAGGUCCACCAGAACAUAUUUUCCUGGCCUUUAAGACUAGAAACUGGAAAUCCUGUUUGUGGAGAUGCAUUCCUGAGUAGGAAAAUGGGUAUGGAUCAGACUCAGGAAGUGUUGCGCCCUGGGGGAGAAUUUACAACUAGACCAAAUGGUUAUACUAUCUUGUUAAAAUUGUUAACAAGAAAAGACACAGAUUAGCUUUCUCACCUAAUAUUGCACAUCUGACAAAAAGUAAAUGUUACCUUAAUAUACAAUCGAUGGAAACGCAAGGAAUUGCUUAAAUUUCGGGCAAAAUAAUACCAAAGGUGACCAAUUCAUCGUCUAUAAACUUUUGACAUCUGUUCCCUGCAAUUCACUGCACCUCCAAAAAUUUCUCUCUGCCUUUGGUUUCUCUAGAUAUAAAAACAGGAGGACGACAUAGAUUGAGUUGAAGAACAAGAGAGAAAGGGGAAGAAGGGUAUAGAUUUUCUAUACUUUCCUCCCCAAGGUCACAUAUCCCUUUGCUCUUGCUCUUCCUAGGGGUUCUAAUAAAGCUUAGAUAGACAGACAGAAAUGGCAACACUUGGAGGGGCUCAACAAAAAUGCAUGGCCUGCAACAAGACGGUGUACUUGGUUGACAAGUUGACUGCUGAUAACCGGAUUUAUCACAAGGCUUGCUUCCGGUGCCACCAUUGUAAGGGUACCCUCAAGCUUAGCAACUUCAAUUCUUUUGAGGGAGUGCUGUACUGCAGGCCUCACUUUGAUCAACUCUUCAAGAGAACUGGCAGUCUGGAAAAGAGCUUUGAAGGUAAAAACAAUCUGUAAAAUAUGUUAUCAACCUUUGUUUCCAUCUUUACCAAGCUUAGAAAAAAUCUGCUCUAAAUUCUAUCUCCAAAUACUUUAUUUCAGGAACCCCAAAGAUUGUGAAACCUGAAAAAGUUAUUGAAAAUGAGGUAAAUAACUCUUUCAUGUACUC
Messenger RNA from Rubroshorea leprosula, 1799 nucleotides. The record is from the annotation of a GenBank genome assembly. NCBI's taxonomy places the organism in Eukaryota, Viridiplantae, Streptophyta, Magnoliopsida, Malvales, Dipterocarpaceae.